Molecule: messenger RNA, 329 nt
Organism: Candidula unifasciata
Lineage: Eukaryota; Metazoa; Mollusca; Gastropoda; Stylommatophora; Geomitridae
Source: the annotation of a GenBank genome assembly
UGAAAUGUGUGAAACUGGUGGUACAGAACCGACAGGCUAAAGUAGAAGUGGUUCCCAGUGCUGCAGCAAUGAUCAUCCGAGCUUUGAAGGAGCCUGCACGUGACCGCAAGAAGGUCAAGCAUGUGAAACACAAUGGAAACAUCACCAUUGAUGAUAUCAUCAGGAUUGCCAGGCAGAUGCGCUCCCGCAGUAUGGCCAAAGCUCUAGUUGGAACUGUCAAGGAAGUCUUGGGCACUGCACAGUCUAUUGGCUGCACCAUUGACAAACUGACUCCUCAUACUGUCAUUGAGAAGAUCAAUGAAGGGGAGAUUGAAAUUCCAGAAGAAUAA